Aspergillus nomiae NRRL 13137 is the source of this 980-nucleotide messenger RNA. RefSeq lists its product as uncharacterized. Lineage: Eukaryota; Fungi; Ascomycota; Eurotiomycetes; Eurotiales; Aspergillaceae. The record is from RefSeq and is a predicted model, not a curated record. The coding region runs from base 38 to 790 and encodes 250 amino acids. The transcript is spliced from 4 exons.
AGAGUGCGCUUGUCUUUUCAAUAGCCAACCCAGCAUCAUGCGUUUCAUCCAGCUCCUCCCCAUCCUCCCAGCGCUUGCUGCGGCGCAAGAGCAGGUUCCCCUCGCGGAUCGCGUCCAGGGUUGGUUCAACAAAGCCAAGGAGUUUCUGCCCACGGCUACUCCGGUGAUCCCCGCUGCUGUUGAGAAGGUGGUCGAACAGAAGAUUCAAGAAAAGACUGUCACCCCUUUCAACCUGUCCAACUGGCAAUCCCUUCUGGCGCCAUCUGAUGAGCCCAAGGACUGGUUUGUCUUUGUUACUGGCGGAAACAAGACAUGCUUUGGACGUUGUCAUCAAUCGGAGAAAUCGUUUAACGAAUCCGUUCUUCUGUUCUCUGCUGAUCCAACCUCGCCCAACCUUGGUUACCUGGACUGCGAAUCGAACCGGGUCCUCUGCUCUGCCUGGGCCGCUGGUGCUCCAUCCGUUUCGUACUUCAAGGUCCCUGCUCAGGUCGGCGAGGAGCGCCCUGCCACCGCUCAAUACAAUGUGUACUUCAACUCGACAACUGUAACGGCUGAGUCCCUUUACAAAAUUCACUCUGAGAAGACCUAUGAGAAGCGGGGCGCGUACGAGGGCUCCUUCCACGUUACGGAUAGCUGGCUUGCGGAGAAGGGACUCUUGAUCCCUGCAGGCUAUGUUAUCUAUGCCUUCAGCGCAAUCCCUAGCUGGCUGUUCAUGAUCUUCAUCAGCUUCUUCAGUCGGUCUAUGAUGGGCCGCCGAAUGGGAAACACGGGAGCCCCCGCUGCUCGCUAAUUAAACAUCGCUGCUCAUGAGGAUGAUGAUGUCUGCUUCGAUGUUUAUGGUCAGGGAUGUAUAUAAUGAACUAGCAGUAUCUAAGAUAAACUUUGGAUAACGUUUGGGCCUUGGUCACAUUCCCUAUUCUCACGCUUGCUCUCCUCUUACAGAUAUUUAAUAUAUAUUGAAAAAAUACAAAUAAAUAGAA